AUGGGUACAGGUUAUCAUGGCUUGCAGUUGAACGAAAACGUAAACACCAUUGAAAACGAGAUACGCCACGCCAUUUUCAAUGCAGGAGCCAUCCGCGAGUCGAAUCUUGAGGAUUUGGGAAAGAUCGACUGGGCCAGAAGCAGCCGCACGGAUAAAGGUGUGCAUGCUGGCUGCAUCGUGUUCUCUGGUAAGCUAUUGAUCGAUGAGGAAAACAAGGUGGAUCCUGCAUCAGGUCGUGUGAAAGGACUUGCGGAGGCGCUGAACACAUCGCUACCGGAAAACAUCCGCGUAUUCUCCUGUACACGUGUCAAUAAGCGUUUUUCUGCGCGCAAGAACUGUGUACUGCGUGAGUACGAGUACUUCAUGCCGCUGUCGUUCUUGCAACGCAGCGCUCUUGGAUCGGACGAAGAAGCUGAGUUUGACACGGAUGAGGCUGUCGCUAAAUUCUGCCGCGCGCUUCGCCGCUAUGAGGGAGUCAAUGAUUUUCACAAUUUCACGCGCUCUAGGUCGCAAUUUUACAAGCUGCAGGCAAAACGGGAACAGUGGAAGGCACGAAACCAAGAAGAUGCAGCUGAUACUAAGCCGGUUGACGACGACGACGACGUGGUAGAUGAAUUGGUCGACAUUGAUGAGGAAGAAGAGGAAGAAGAGAGCUCAACUGUCAACAAUAACUUUGAAGAGUCCAGCCAGUUUGGAGACGGAGAAGCACUGACUCGCAAACUCUUGCUUCGUCAUCGCCGAUCGGUUUACUCGUGCUCGGGCAGUCUCGUUCACAAUUUCUGUGGUGAGCCAUUCUUACGAGUACAUAUUGUCGGACAAGCGUUCUUGCUGAACCAGAUCCGUUGCAUGAUCGGUGGCGCCCUUGCUGUGGCAACAAAGGGCAUGUCCCGUGUUGCAUUCGAUGCUGCGCUGUUGACAAACCGCAUCGUUCGCGUUCCGAUUGCUCCGGCCGAAGGGCUUGUUCUUCUUAGCAGCUCGUUCGGAGGCAAACUUCACACCGUCUCACUUUAUGAGGAUUUGAACACGAGUCUUGCAAAAGAGCGCAAGAACCUGACACAUCGGGUUCUUUUGAAUAGCCGUGAGGACAAAAAAAUGAAAAAGUUUCGCGAGGAAGUGAUCUACAAGGAGAUCUCACGCAAGUGGGAUAUGGAAGAAAAGAUGGACCGAUGGCGUGCUUAUCUUGAACGGUGCUACGUAUCAAAUGAACGCCUUGACGAAGACGAGUUAUCGAGUAUGCUGUAUGAACUAGAUCAAAGGAAGCUUGCAAUUCAGAAGAAGAACCAGUCUUUCAUUGAGCGGAACCGUAUUGACCUGACUGAGACGGGGCGUCAAGGUGCAUUGCUACCCAAGCAAUUUACUACAAAACUCUGUGUUCGAUACAAUGUGGCUCCAGGUAUUUUCACUUCCGACUUGCGUCGUGCAGUGACACGGCAUUUGAAGACAGGUAAAAUCAAACUUGAUGCAAAUGAAGAGAAAAUCAUGGCUUAUAUUGAUACAUACGGCUCAAGAAAGCUUGCUAUGGAGGGACGGAAGCUACGAUUGAGCAUUCGAUCGUAA
Peronospora belbahrii is the source of this 1557-nucleotide messenger RNA. Lineage: Eukaryota; Oomycota; Peronosporomycetes; Peronosporales; Peronosporaceae. The record is from the annotation of a GenBank genome assembly.